Molecule: messenger RNA, 660 nt
Organism: Australozyma saopauloensis
Lineage: Eukaryota; Fungi; Ascomycota; Pichiomycetes; Serinales; Metschnikowiaceae
Gene: PGA6
Product: Pga6p
Exons: 1
Coding region: 1-660 (219 amino acids)
Source: RefSeq, a predicted model, not a curated record
AUGAAGUACUCUGCCGUUGCCGUCGCUGCCCUUGCCUCCACCGCCGUUGCUGCCCCAAGCUACAACUCCACCUCCACUGCCACCUCCACCAACUUGUCCACCAAGUUGGUCACCAUCACCUCUUGUUCUGAGGACAAGUGCUCUUUGGCUACUCAAACUUGGGGCCCAUCUACUGUCACCACCACUGUCCAAGGUGUUGUCACCAGCUACACCACUUACUGUCCAUUGACCGCUGAGGAGAAGGACAAGGCCAAGACCAAGACCGUCACCGUCACCUCUUGUUCCGAGAACAAGUGCACUGAGUCUGUCCAGACCUGGGGCCCAUCUACUGUCACCACCACUGUUCAAGGUGUUGUCACUAGCUACACCACCUACUGUCCAUUGACCGCUGGCUCCUCUUCUGCCACUGCUCCAUACCCAAUCUCCUCCGCCUCCUCCACCUCCGAGAAGAAGAAGAAGACCAUCACCAUCACCACCACCCCAGUUACUACCAUCAACGGUACCCCAACUACCAUCACCACUCAAUCUACCAUCACUUUGACUUACGGAAGCUCUACCGCUGGUCAAAACUCCACCAUUGCCCCAACUUUCGUCAACGGUGGUGCUAAGAACGUUGCCGGUGUCGCUGCUGUUGCCGGUGCUGCCCUCUUGUUGUUGUAA